UUGCAUACAUUAAAUACAGAUAUGCAAACGGCAUUGUAAUAGAAGCAAAACUCAGUGCUAGAUUGUUCAGAAAAUUAUUUCGACGUCGAAUUGAAAAAUAUAUAAUUGUUUUUAAUGAGAAGACUUGAAUUAUUUAAAUUGAUAUUAGAAUAUAUGAGGAAUUGUUUAUAGUGAUACUGCUGGAUUUAUGUAGUACUAAAAUAAAUUGAACUUCACUCAGACAGACGAAAUGACGAGAAUCAAUGUUGAAGAUAUAAAUGUUGACCAUAUUUGGAGAACUUUGGAUCCGUGGGGAAAAUACCAGUGGAAACAACUGUCAUCAUAUCUAUUCAUUUGUGUUUCCUGGGUGAUUCAUCAGCUAAGUAUCGUAUUUAUAGGGUAUAGGCCAGCGUUUCAAUGUAAAGCACCACCAAAUGCUUCAUUUAUUGCCAACCGGACCGGAAUAGAUGUACAGUACCAGCAAUGUUCCAUCGUGACAACUGAUAACUCGACAGACAAGGUCAAGGUCACCACAACAAAAUGUACCCACGGCUGGGAUUAUGAUAUUCCUACAGAACAAUCUUUUGUAACUGAGUGGGAUUUUGUUUGUGAGAAUGCAGAGUUUGCAGAGCUCACACAGACACUUCUUAUUGUUGGUAUGAUGCUAGGAACAUUUGUUUUCCCUACAUUGUCAGAUAGGUUUGGCCGGAAGCCCGUGAUGGUGUUUAGUCACAUGAUAUUGUUCGGAAUCGUUUUUGGGACAGCUUUUAGUAGCAACUACACUGUUUUUGUUAUUUUGAGAAUUUUGACGGGAGCUGUAUGUCAGGGUGCAUUAUCUGGUACAACUUUAGCCUUGGAGACAUUCCCGACAGAAGUUAGACAUUACACGGAAGUCCUAGCUCUUGCAAUGUGGACCACCGCAAUCUGCAUAAUGUCGCCUAUAGCGUACGCGUUGAGAAAUGUGUCAUGGCGAUACCUACAGAUAACAUACGCUCUGAUGAGCGCCUGGUCAAUAUUUCAGUGGUGGAUGUUAGAUGAAUCUCUAAGAUGGGUAAUUGCAAACGGUCAGAUUGAUCGCGCAAAAGCUAUCAUAAAAAAUGCAUGCAAAUGGAAUAACAAGAAUUAUGAACAAGUCCUGGAAAAGAUAGGUCUAAGUGAAACGACUCCUGAAUAUGAACUGAAGGCGAAACUACAUGAACAUCAGGGGGAUAAAACAGAAAACGGUGUGCAGGAACUAAAGAGUUUGGUCGGAGAGCAGAAAGAGGAGGUAGAAGUAGCGGUGAAGGAAUACAGUGUAUUGGAUAUAGUUCGACACAAAAACAUUUUCAAAGUUUCUUUGAUAAUGUGGUAUACGUGGAUUGUUGACAGCCUGGUAUAUUAUGGACUGUAUAUGAUAUCAUCGGAUCUAUAUGGAGACAGAUACAUCAACUUCUUCCUGAGUGCGCUUAUUGAAUACCCAGCGUCUGUAUUCGAGUAUUUUGCACUAGCCAAAAUUGGCCGGAAGUGGACGUGUAUAAUCUGUCACGCCAUAGCUGCUUUUGGGCUGGUUGUUGCAACGGGCUUGACCUACACUGCCGGAGACAAUACCAGUAUGUUGGCGGCCGGGACGGCGUUUAUCCUGGUAGGUAAAAUGGGUAUAACUGGAGCAUUUAGCUCCGCCUAUGUUGUCACCCCGGAGUUGUACCCUACCAAUAUGAGGAAUUCUGGCCUUGGGGUUGCAUCUUUUAUGGGUAAAGUGGGCGCUAUGAUUGCUCCUUUUUCGCGAAAUGUUUCAGAACAAGUUAAAUGGCUACCAGCUUGCAUCUAUGCAGCACUGUGCUUAGUUACAAUGUUUCUAUUUGCAUUUGUGCCAGAAACCAACGGAGUUGAAUUGCCGCAGACAAUCGAUGAGCUUACGGAAUGGUAUCGCGUGAACAAAUUUAAUCUCAAAUUUGGUAAGAAUGUGCAUUCCGGCGUCAAAAGACAUAGUCUAAAAAUAGAAAAAGAAGAGGACGAGCAGCAUUGAAAUUAAUUUUCUAUAGGCUUGCACAUGCAAUGUUAAAGGAACACCACUGAGGUCCAAAAGACUAAAAACAUAAAAUUUUAAUUUCUUACAAAGUCUAGCUGGGGCUUUCAAAACAGAAGGUGAUACAAAAGAUAAUUAAUAAAUAUAAAAAGAAAUAAAUUGAAAAUCGUAUUUUUGAGCUAUUUCUAGUCCGAUUUGAGUGAAAAACGUUGUAACGCUUUUCAAUUUUGUGUCAUUUUUCACAAUUAGAAUAAUUAUUCUGAUCUUCUUCAAAUGGAACAUUAAUAUCGAAAAAUUUAGUCCCUUUCAUAAGUAAAAAAAUACUCAGUGGAGUCCCUUUAAAAUGUUUUUGUGAAGUGUGUGUCAUUGACGAAGUGUGUCAAUGGUGCAGUGUGUUAAUGUACUUAAUCCAUAUUUUCCGGGAAUUACAUCAACUAUCUUAGUAUACUUAAGGUGAUGAUUUCUAUACUCAAUCAGAAGGUUUUCACAAUGCCAGAAAGCUCGCUAGGGUAUGAUAUGGUAUGGUAUGAGACUCGCAGACGAGUUCCCUGCAUUACGUGCUCAAAUAUAUUGAAUUAUAUUGGACGUUGUACGUUUAAAGAAUAGAAUUACAUGUAUUUAAACAGAAUUAUAUAUAAGGCCUUUUUUAAGGAAAAGGCACACAUAUAUUUCUAAAAUGUAUCCGCAUAAUCAUAAUAUACUCACGCAUAUCCAGUAUCCUCUAUUUUUUCAAUGUUUAUUUGUAAAUAUUCAUGUACGUCAGUAUUCAUACUUGGUAAGUGAUUGAAAUUAUAUUGUGUCCAAUGAAAUCGUCCCAUUUUUCGAAUUCUGUGACACAUUUAAUUCAUUUUAUCAGCACCAUUUUGUGAUUUGACACUUUCUCGUCGCACUGUGUAACAUAAUUCCAACUACUAAGUAGGUUAGUCUUUGUUAAGUCAGCAUCAAUUAUGUUAAAUCUUGUAAACUUGUUUACUUACAAACUCUUAUUUAUAGAUAAAAGAUCAGAUACAUUUCGUAUUGUAAAUUAUUUGUGACCGGUUGAUAAUGGUAAUAAAAUAAUA
Ruditapes philippinarum (Manila clam) is the source of this 3045-nucleotide messenger RNA. RefSeq names its product organic anion transporter 3-like. Gene Ontology annotation, molecular function: transmembrane transporter activity. The record is from RefSeq and is a predicted model, not a curated record. Gene Ontology annotation, cellular component: membrane. NCBI's taxonomy places the organism in Eukaryota, Metazoa, Mollusca, Bivalvia, Venerida, Veneridae. The transcript is spliced from 11 exons. Bases 230 to 1984 code for a protein of 584 amino acids. Gene Ontology annotation, biological process: transmembrane transport.